AUGUGGGCCGGAGAUUCCUACAGGGAGGACGAUGACUUCUAUGAAGAUCUCCGCGAAGCUUUUCAUCAGGAAAUGGAAGAAAUGCUCUUUGAACAUGACGACCUUGUUGAUGACCUACGGCUAGAAAAUGAUGUGGAUUUUGAUGAAGAUAUCGAGUUAGAAGAUCGUCUAGACGAUCAAUUGGAACCUAACGAAGAUUACGAUGAGAUUCCACAAAAGUUAGCGAAAUUGCCGGCGAGAACUAAACGUAGGGGAGCUUUUUAUAUUAUCCAUGAGAUAUCCGAUCUCAAAAUUGAUUUUUUUAUCUUGAACUAGAUGAUUUAUAGGGUCUUUUGAAUUUAUAGGACUCUGUAAACUAUCUACUAACGAUUUUCGGAGAAAAAAGGGCAAGUUUAUAAAAAAUUGUAGAAAAAAAUCGCGCAUUGGAGAUGACCUAGUUCAAGUUGAAUUUUCACUAAAAUCUCGUCGAAUUUUUACGUCUAGCUGUCUAAAAUAGCUCUCAAAUUUAUUAAUAUUUCUUCUAGAUUGCCACUUGAGUCUUUGUACCGUAAUUUUUCUUUGUUCCGACGCGUUUUUUGAUCUUCACCUUGCUUCGAGUGGCCGUAAAAAAGAAAACGCUUUGUUCCAGAACAGAGAAAUUAACAUAUGGCUGUUUUGGACGUCUUGCGCUUAGAUAAGAUCCGUUCUUUUCGGAAAUUUUAUUUCCGAUCAUAUGGGUGCCUUUGCAUCUGUUUAUAAGGGGGCUUUAUCUGAUGGCUAGUAUAAUAUAAUUUUUGCUAGAAUUCCGUCGAUAGCAGUUUCAUCUGGAAGAAAAGUGUUUUAGAUAUAAAGACAGUGCUUCUAGUUUCUGUUAACGCGUUAAUUAACGAGUUUUGAGUCAUCUACCGUCCGUAUUUUACCCUUGUUACAAGUUGACCCACAUUUCACAAAAUGUGUCACGUCUUUCCCUCUUCAACUGUUUCAUAAUUUUCUGUGAAAAAUGCGUGGAAAUCAGCUCCAACUGCCCGCAAAUGUCUCGCGUUAGUGUUGUAUAACGGUUUUCUCCUCUUUCCGCAUUUUUUGUUAGGCCCUUUCAUCCAUUUUUCGCUUUUCUAGCCGCGUUUGGCAAGUACAAUAUUUUUUACUCUUUUUUUUGACAAAAAUGCCCCUUACUGCAGCUGCUCGGUUGGCCCAAGACUUCCAAGAGCUCAAAAUGACCGCCGACUCGUUGUGGUACAGUGGAAAGUCGAAGAAAGUGGAGAACAACGCGGAGUACGUGUCGUCGAAGAGGUUCGCCGUUGAAGCCAAUCCAGCCGACAGACUGAAGAUCACUCACUAUUAUGUGGACUUUAUCGGAAACAAGGAGACAAAACAGGCCAGACUUCGCUUGAUCACGCAUAGAAAGGCCAAGACUGAGUCCAUCUUGAUCAGCUAUCAUUUCUCCAUUGCGAACCAAGACGAGGAGAAUAUCUGGAGCUCUGGUAAAGUUUUCUAAUUUAUUUUUUUUUGGUUUUUAGGUAUUUUUGGAGGUAAAUAGCGAUAUUAUCACUGUAGCGAGAUAAAUUCAAUAGAAUUAUGACGACUUUUUUAUAUUGCACUAGCUGUCUGUUAAGAAAUCGCUAUAAAGUUGUGCAGACGACUCGGAGAUGUUUGAAAAUUUCCGGCAAAAUGGUUGACAGCAUAUCACUGCUAUUAGAGAGGUUUUCUGCUCGAAACAACUUAUUCUUGACCUAAAUGAUUUAUUUUUGUAUGUUCAACACCUAAAACAAUAUUUUCAGACUACGUCACGGCCCAGCACUCCAAUAAGGAACAUAUAACUGUUGAUUUGCCUGUUGCACACCUCAAUACCCCUUUCUACAUCAAGGGCGAGUUUCGAAUUGUGGGAAAGAAGGACGAUAAAAAGAAAGUUGAGAGUAAGAAGAGGGCUGCCAAUUUUGUUGAUCCUACCGAAAAGAAGUUGAAGCUGGACUUUACCAACUUCUAUAACAAGCCAGAGUAUAGCGAUUGUGAGCUGCAUUGUGGAGGCAAAGUGUUCUAUGUGAGUCUUUUGAACUUUGUUUUCUGUUUUUAGAUUCGUCAAGGAUAAUAUAAAUUUUAAGUUGCGUUUGUGGAAAUUUAAGUGAAUUGGGGAAGGUUAAAGCCUUAGCCUCAAUUUUCUUUUGAAGAAAUAGCGUAUUUUUGUUUUUGUCGCUCUUUUUUGGGUUUUGCAUUUAAUAAAAUAUAAAUUUUCAGGUGUCUCGAGUUAUUCUCUCCGCUGCCUCCGAUGUUUUCGAUGCCAUGUUCAAGUCCAAUAUGACCGAGGCUCAACACGGCAAAGUGAACGUUGUGGAUCAUGAGCCCGAAGUUUUGGAGCUCCUUCUCAAGUACAUUUACACCGGAAAAAUCUCAAACUUUGAUAUGAAAGCAGAUAAGCUCGCUCAAAUUGCCGAAUACUAUCAUAUCAAGGGACUCGCUGAGGAGUGUGUGGACGCGCUUAUCCGGAGUAUCGAUGUCAGAAAUGUGGGUGAAAGAACGAUGAUGGCGCAUGCCAUCAGAAGCAAGAAAUUGCUGAAAGCUUGCCUGGAUUACAGUCAAGCGCACAUUGACGAGGUCGUCUAG
Bursaphelenchus xylophilus (pine wood nematode) is the source of this 2577-nucleotide messenger RNA. The record is from the annotation of a GenBank genome assembly. Lineage: Eukaryota; Metazoa; Nematoda; Chromadorea; Rhabditida; Aphelenchoididae.